AUGAACUUAGGAACAAGAAUCAAUAUAGAAGAAACAAAAUUUGACGAUUUCAAUAGUAAAUUCCUACAAGUCAGAACCAUUCCAAGAAGUAUAGAAGUCUAUGGAAUAAUCCUUGCCUAUAUGGAAUUUUGCGCACUCUAUUUACAGAUUCCUAAUAAGUUUGGUUUAUUUGACAAUUUUGUAAAAGACUCUCUAUCCCUUGAUCAAGAUCAAUAUGAGUAUUUAUUAUGGUUCUAUCGCAACUUUUUUGGAAAAGAAGGUGGUAUGGAUUUUAUUGACAAUGCUGCACAAACAAAUGAUUUCAUAAUUUUUGUCCAUAAAGUUAUAGAAGCAAUGACAUUAAAAGGCUGUACAAACCAAAUCCUCAGUGCUUAUAGCUUUUUGACUAAAAACUUGAAGUUUUCAAUAACAAGAGCUGAAAAUGAGAAGACUUUGAGCGCUAUAAGCCAAGAACAGUCUCUCUUUACUAUCAAUUUACUUUAUAGAGGUGACACAUGCAACAUAUUUUACCCUAGAAUUGGGUUAGAAAAUGAAAAGAUUAGAUAUGAAAUACGAGUAGAAAGAAAUAAAACACUUUUACACUGUGGGUGCUUAGUUGAUAAUCGCGAAAUAAGAGAUGCACAGCUUUGCCAAUGUGGAACUAAAUUAUAUUCAGUUGAAGCUCAAAUAUUGCAAGCUGAAGUUAAUAAUAGUAAAUCUCAAAAUCAUUCCUUGCCUAAGAGUGAUGAACCUAUAGUUCCACUACAAGUGCCAAUAAUAAAUCCCCAGCCUCUCCAUCCUCUUCAGCCUCUUCAACCUCUUCAGCCUCUUCAGCCUCUUCAGCCUCUUCAGCCUCUUCAGCCUCUUCAGCCUCUUCAGCCUCUUCAGCCUCUUCAGCCUCUCCAACCUUAUUCAGCUAUUCCUCCUUGGUUCACUUAUUUACUCUCAAUAUUAAUUAUCGCUUUUGUGAUUUGUGCGACUCUCUAUAGUUUUGGCCUGCCUAACUUUUUCAGCACAACAAACCCACUAGAAUAUAAGUUUAAUAAAGAACGAUUAUACAGACAAAAGCCCAGCACGCCUUUAGAUAAUUUUAUGAUUAAAGAAUUCAUAAUUUUACAGGAUCAUAUAUUUGCUACAAAUGAUAAAAAAUAUAAAAUGAAAACAGAUAAAAUCGCUUCUCGAAGCUUUGAUUUGAUUCAAGAUUAUUCAUUCAAAAUUGCUACUCGGCACUAUCUCCUAGAAGAAAACAAAUUCGAGAAAAAUAAAUUAGAAUGCAAAGAGUUCAGCGAUUUAGAACAUGAGAACUUCUUCAAAGAUAAUUACGAUUAUUACUCCAAAAAAGUAAAAUCAUGGUUUGGAUAUCCCUAA
Molecule: messenger RNA, 1347 nt
Organism: Blepharisma stoltei
Lineage: Eukaryota; Ciliophora; Heterotrichea; Heterotrichida; Blepharismidae
Source: the annotation of a GenBank genome assembly